Anolis sagrei ordinatus is the source of this 3993-nucleotide messenger RNA. It is a transcript of the gene DYNLT3, whose product is annotated as dynein light chain Tctex-type 3. Gene Ontology annotation, biological process: microtubule-based movement. The record is from RefSeq and is a predicted model, not a curated record. NCBI's taxonomy places the organism in Eukaryota, Metazoa, Chordata, Lepidosauria, Squamata, Anolidae. Gene Ontology annotation, cellular component: cytoplasm; cytoplasmic dynein complex. Gene Ontology annotation, molecular function: dynein intermediate chain binding.
CUCCUUCCUUCCUUCCUUCCUCGAGGGCUGAGCGAGAGGCGGAGCUGUUCCUUCUUUCCCAGCCAAGUCAGAGCCAAGCAGGGCGAGGGCCUCCGCCGGGAGAGCAGGGACCCGCACCGCCAUGGAGGAGUUCCACCCCCAUAAUGACGAGGUAGCGGCAAGAGCGGCAAUGACUUUUAACACUGAAGAAGCCCACAAUAUUAUUAAAGAUUGUAUUGAAGGUGUUCUGGGCAAGGCAGAUUACAAUCAUGACAACGUCAAUCAAUGGACUGCAGCCAUUGUGGAACAGUCUUUGUCGCAUUUGGUGAAACUGGGGAAAACGUACAAAUAUAUUGUGACCUGUGCAGUGAUGCAGAAAUGUGGAGCUGGUCUGCAUACAGCAAGUUCAUGUUUUUGGGAUACUACAACUGAUGGCUCCUGCACAGUCAGAUGGGAAAACCGAACCAUGAACUGCGUUGUCAACGUCUUUGCCGUCGCCAUUCUCCUGUAGCAAGAAUUCAGAAGCAACACCAAGUUAUGCCAAAGCCUUUAAUAUAUACUCAGAGAAAUGCCGUAAGAAUGAUUAGAUAACAUUAUAUAUAUCAGCUAUAGAAAGAAGCAAGAAAUGGGCUUUUAAAAAGUUUCUGCACAAAGUGUAUGUAUUAUAGCAAAGCAUAAUCUUUCAGUUUAGCCACCUAUAGUUUGCUUUCAAAAGCAGUUGUUAGUCUCCUCUAUAUCCAUUCUAAUAUAUUGAAAGCUACUCUUUUCCUCCUAUUUACCUAGAAAGGGUGAUAAAGCCAUUAAUCAGUAUGAAUGUGUUUGCACCAAAUUGUCACUGGCACUUCACACAUAGUGGCUCAGUGGGUUAAAUCCUUGUGCCGGCAGGACUGCUGACCAAAAAGUCAGCGGUUCAAAUCCAGGGAGCGGGGUGAGCUCCUGUCUGUCAGCUCCAGCUUCUCAUACAGGGACAUGAGAGAAGCCUCCCACAGGAUGGUAAAACAUCCAGGUGUCCUCUGGGCAACAUCCUUGCAGACGGCCAAUUCUCUCACACCAGAAGCAUUUUGCAGUUUUUCAAGUCACUCCUGACAGGAAAAAAAACAAAAACAUAGGGAAUAAAGAGAAAAGUAGUAAAUGGAAGAAAGCAUUCUUUAUAUAUACAGCUUUCUAGAUUUGCUGGGGUAAGAGAUACAGAAGUUUUAAAAAAACUUUUUAAUCAAAUCUACAAAUAAUCAAAUCCACAAAUUUGGAGGACGGAAUGUCUCAUUUAAACAGCUGGUGAUACAUUUUGUAAUCAUAAUGAGAAAUGAAUGCUGUAUUACAACAGCAUUCAUAUUGUGGCCAGCUGAGGCAUUCAAUAGUGCAUCUAAUCCAAUGAAACCAUACAACCUUAUCCCAGCAUGUAUGGUUUCAGUAGUUUCUCAGUAUACUAGAGGAUGUGAAAAAAAAUCUCUGCUGGUUACAAAUUGUAAAAUUAAUGAUUUGAAACGAAUUAAGCUCAUUGAAGAGUUCCUGUAGCAUACUGUAUCAAAUACAGAAGAAAACUGCAAAAUGUAUUGUUGAAAGCUUUCAUGGCUGGAAUCACUGGGUUGUUUUUCAGGCUAUGUGGCCAAGUUCUAGAAGCAUUCUCUCCUGACAUUCUGCCUGCAUCUGUUGCAGGCAUCCUCACAACCUCUAAGGAUGCCUGCCAUAGAUGCAGGUGAAACAUCAGGAGAGAAUGCUUCUAGAACAUGGUCACAUAGUCCAAAAAACCUACAACAACUCAAAACUGCAGAAGUUUUAAGUCUGGUUUCUGCUUUAUGGGAGCAACAUAUCUUGAUGCCAGAGUAUCUUCUUAUACAGUAUACAAAUGUUCUAAAAAUGAAUGUUAUUAUGCUGGAAUUGGUUGCUAUUAGUGCUUAGUUUUUUUAUAUAUUGCAAAACUUGUGAAGAUAUAUUCAUCAAAUUAAAGAAAGCGGUGGGUAACUUUUGGUUCAGUGAUUGGCAGCUCAAUCCUAGAACUUGGUGCAAUAACACAUUUUACGUAAUGGAUUUUUAUUGUGUCACUGCUAAAUCACAAACCAAGAAAGUAUGAUAUUAUGGUUCCUUUACAAGCAGAUAUAUAUACAUAGAUGUUUCAAAUUGGGAUAUAAACCUUGGGGAAAGUUUGCCUAUUAUCUAUCUAUCUACAAGGAAGGCAGUUCUGAUUAUGGGCUAGCUUUUGACUUUUGUGAUGUUGUAGUUGGUGUGUGCCUUAGAGAUUCAAAACUUUAUAAAAGAAUUCUUCCUAACUCUCAUUGGGAAUGCACAUUUCUUUUAAAAAUCUAAUCUAUAUCUAUCUGAAGGGGCACUUAUUCAGAUAUGAGCAAUGACUGCAGUGAUUUUUUUUGCACUUAGUUGAAAUCCUUCAGUAGGUUUUAUUUUAAUUUAAUAUGAAUUACAUGAAACCUCCCAUUUAUUGAAGGUUUCAAUAUGUAUUGUUAAUUAAAACAAGUUUACAGACAUAGUAAUAAAUUCCACUGAACACAAUAGUUCAUAUUUCUGAAUAACCAUGCAAAGAAACAGCAGUAUGUAUUCUUCCAAGACAUAGAAAUAUCAUGAAAUUUCAGUCAGAUUGGUAAUCAUAUUAACUUGAAAAAGUACUUAAGGAAAUACAAUCAUAUUUGAAAGCAUGUUUAGAUUUCAUAGUCUUGUUUUGCCAAAAGUUCAUACAAAGACAUUGUAUUCAUUUGUAGUCAUUUGUGUUGCUUGUCACGAGAACUUGAAAUUUCUACAAUUGCAUUUUGCCCUUUUACAACCGUUAAGAUUGAUUUUAAAAACUUCCUAAAGGUUAUUCUGAGCUGUGUGUGUGUGUGUAUAUACAUACACACACACGCACGCAUAUAUACGCACGCACGCACACACACACACACACAUGAAUAAGUGUCCAGAGGAGGGCGAUAAAAAUGAUCAAGGGUCUGGAGAACAAGCCCUAUGAGGAACAGCUGGGCAUGUUUAGCCUGAAAAACAAGGUUGAGAGAAGACAUGAUAGCCAUGUAAAAAUAUGUGAGGAUAAGUCAUAGGGAGGACGGAGUAGGCUUGUUUUCUGCUGCCCUGGGGACUAGGACAAUGGUUUCAAACUACAAGAAAGGAGAUUCCAUCUGAACAUUAGGAAGAGCUUCCUGACUGUGAGAGCUGUUCAGCAGUGGAACUCUCUGCCCCGAAGUGUGGUGGAGGCUCCUUCUUUGGAGGCUUUUAAACAGAGGCUGGAUGGCCAUCUGUUGGGAAUGCUUUGAAUGUGAUUUUCCUGCUUCUUGGCAGGGGUUUGGACUGGAUGGCCCACGAGUUCUCUUCCAACUCUAUGAGUAUGAAAUAUUGUUCAUUGUAACUGAUUUGCUUUGAUUUACUUUAUUAUUAUAAUACUUGAAACACCAAAAGUUUUAUUGCUUUUGUAAUUAAAUUCUAUUAACCAAAUAGGAAGUAUAUUCCAAAUAGUAAUACUAUAAUUACAUUUCUGUGUUCCUGAAAUGAAUAUACAUAUCUGCAACAGGAGAACUGGAAUUGUUCCAUAAAAAGUUUUAUUAGCUCUGGGUUUAGAUUUUUUUCUUUUUUUUCUUGGUGUAAACUAUUUUCAUUUUUUAAAAGAAGCAACAAAAGACAAUCUUGGGAUGGAACAUUUUAUGACUGCAAGGGAUUGAAUUGAAUAUUUACAUGGAGGAGAGACUCAGAGAAAUGUAAUUUUCAGAGGUGUUGACUAGUGAAAGCUAUCACCAGAAAGUAUAGGCAAAGGUACAGUCUCUUUUUAUUUGCUAAACCUUUGUUGCCUAAUUGAAAGUAGCUGUUUUUAUUAGCCAUUGUACUUCAGGUUUCUACAAUAUACUUGAAGAAACAUAAUGCUGAAAUAUGUAAGCUUGAAAAUAUGCCACUGUGGCAAGAUUGCACUAGACAUUAUGCUGAUAUUUAUUUUAAAAGAGCUAAAGUUUGUUUUUACUUUUAAAGAAAAGUCUGCCUUAGCUGUACUUUAUGCCUUUUGUAUAAAUUAAAAGAAUUACUGCUGGA